AUGGACACCACCAGGAUGCUGUCAGUGUUGCUGCUGUUGGCCCUGUCGGCUUUAUCCUCAGCCAGUCCUCAGGACAUCUGGAACAACACAGAGCAGAGAAAUGCCUCCUUCAAGAACUCUGAUCUAAAUGGCAGUGUUGAAAUCACCACUAAUAGAUCAAUGCUUACGGAUCAACAUCUUCUGUCUUUUGCUGAGUUAAGGCAGAAGGUUCAGUCUUCCUCUUUUGUGUCUGACGAUGGCUCUAACCUGGAGUGGGUGACCUGGAACAACUUUCUCCCAAACGACGCAGUUUCAAUUUACAAUGGAUAUGUUGAUCGCAUUGAUUAUGUCUGCAAAUACAUGUGUGAGGCUGGCUUUUAUACCCCCAGCAAGGGUCCUUAUUGCCACUAUCCCAAUGCAAAAAAAGCAUAUCCUGGUUCCCCGUUUGAGAUCCUGGUGAACAAAGACAACUUUGAGAUCCUGGAGUGGAAGGAGGAUUCGUACGGUUCAGUGCCCCAGAGUUCAGUCAGAACCUGCCCUGGGGGGGACACAUAUGUAGGGAAGAACAAAUAUGGACUAGGGAAGGUUGCUACUAAAGAUGAGGUCUUCUACCUGCCUUGGGAUGGUGAUGAAUAUUGGUACCACUACUACCAGGUCCUGACCAUUAAUGAGGAUAUAAUCAGCCAGCAGAUUUACAAUGUCAGGUACAACACUGAUGAGUCUCAAAUCUUCCACUAUCCUCCAGAGGUCAUGCAGAAAACUGCCAUCAGCAACUAUGAAUGUCACUCAGUGGUGGAAACAGAUACCCUCUCAAAGACAUAUGAGGUAGAGCACACGUGGGACAUUACCUUUUCUGUCAAAGUUGGUGUUACAUUGACCUUCUCUGCCAGCAUCCCCCUAAUCACUACCGAAGGUAUUCAGUUCAGCACCGAGGUUUCCUUCGAGUACUCCAAAGGAAACACGGUGGUAGAGGCCACCACUGAUACUGUUUCUGUGGAGAUCACAGCCCCGCCAAACCACUCCUGCAUGGUUACUAUGGUGCAGUAUAAGUACAAAGUGGACAUCCCGUUCACAGCAAGCCUCAGCCGCACCUAUGCUGACGGGGUGAUCCACAGGACGUCCAUCACUGGGACGUAUGACAGCGUUCAGGUUGCAGAAGUCCAGGCCGUGGUGGACCGAUGUGAACUUCUAGAAAACUCCCAGCCUUGCACAUGA
Molecule: messenger RNA, 1194 nt
Organism: Perca flavescens (yellow perch)
Lineage: Eukaryota; Metazoa; Chordata; Actinopteri; Perciformes; Percidae
Product: natterin-3-like
Exons: 3
Coding region: 1-1194 (397 amino acids)
Source: RefSeq, a predicted model, not a curated record